CACAAUGCAGAGGUUUGUACAAAUCAGCCCUCGUUCAGAAAUGAAGACAUUACUGAAGAUCGGCAGGUAGACAUCCAAGAUACAUUCCAGACAUUUUCAUCAGCACUGGACAGCAAAUUCACCACAGCUGUCUACUCCUGCCACUCCUCCAAACCUGCUUCCCUACACACUUCACUGCCAAAGUCUUCAGCAUGUAUCAGAUCGUCCCGGUGGCUCCUGGGGAGCAGCAGACGGCUGGGGGAGCUGGUGGUUCUCCACUAAAGAAGAAGCUGGCUCAUGAAGGCCGGCCUCUGGUGAUGGCAGCCGUGUUGGGCUGUGUGUUGGUGCUGGCUUCUGUGGUUGCCUGGUGCUACUACUCUGCGUCCCUCCGUAAAGCCCAGCUGCUGAAGGCUGAGCUGCUGGACCUCAACAAGGAUGGUUUUAUCAUUCAUAACCAGGCGGGAGCUGUCAUCUUCAGUAUGACCUUCAGGUCUGGCACUCUGGAUCUGGACUCCUGCUCUAAGGAGGGAAAUAUUCUGAGCUGCUCUCGGUCAGAUUCUGGCAAGCUUAACUUCUUUAUCCAGACGGUUCGACUCAAGGACACAGUAAUGUGUUACAGAGUUCGUUGGGAGGAGCUGCAGAACAAGUAUCUGGUCGAGCACGCCAUGGCAUAUAAUGACUCUCAUUGGUACGGAGGGGCGGAGACAGCAACACAGUACUGGCCAGUCAAGAUCCAGGGUGAGGAGGAGCCGCAGCCCUUCAUCACCAGUGAUAUCUACUCCAAUCGGAAUGCUUUUGGGGGAAUCCUAGAACGCUAUUGGCUGUCUUCGAAUGCAACUGCCAUCAAGAUUAAUGACUCAGUACCAUUUCAUUUGGGCUGGUCAGAGAAGGACAGGACACUUAGGUUUCAGGCCCGAUACCAGGACUCUCCUUUCAGACCACCAGAGGGUCAGCCGGCUUUACCUGAGCUCAGCUAUAGAGUGUGCGUGGGGUCGGAUGUUACCUCUAUUCAUAAAUACAUGGUCCGUCGGUAUUUCCCAAAGCCUGUCAAGGUCCCGUCUCCUGAAGUGUUUAAACAACCACUGUGGUCCACAUGGGCUCUCCACAAGACGGCUGUAACUCAGGAAAAGCUGCUGCGCUACGCCUCUGACAUCACCAAGCAUGGCUUCACAUGCUCCCAUCUGGAGCUGGACGACCGCUACACUGCAGACUAUGGAGAGUUUGACUUUGACCCGCAGAAGUUCCCCAAUGCCAGCGGUAUGUUUGACAGACUCAGAGAGGAGGGCUUUCAAGUCUCACUCUGGACACAUCCUUUUAUCAACUAUGACUCCAUUAAUUUCGGUGUCGCUGUGGAGAAAGGAUUGUUUGUCCGGGAGCCGAGCGGUGAGCUGCCUGCUCUCGUUCGCUGGUGGAACGGCAUUGGAGGUAUCUUAGACUUUACCAACCCAGAAGCCCGUGAGUGGUAUUCUUCACAUUUGCAUAUGCUCAAACAGCGCUAUAACGUGACGUCCUUCAAGUUUGAUGCAGGAGAGACAAGCUACCUCCCACGCCAGUUUAGCACCCUGGUCCCAUUGUCCGACCCCUCCACCUUCACCCGCCGCUACACAGAGAUGGCCAUACCGUUCAGUGAGCGUGCAGAGCUGAGGGUGGGCUACCAGAGUCAGAACAUCUCCUGCUUCUUUAGGAUCAUAGACAGAGACUCUGUGUGGGGUUAUGAGCUCGGCCUAAAGUCCAUCAUCCCGACUGUCCUGACCAUUAGCAUUCUGGGAUACCAGUUUGUCUUACCUGAUAUGAUAGGAGGGAAUGCAUACCCUAACCGCACCACAGAUGGCAAAAACGGUCUGCCGGACAGAGAGCUGUACAUCCGAUGGUUGGAGCUGUCUGCUUUCAUGCCUGCCAUGCAGUUCUCCAUACCCCCAUGGGCCUAUGACAAUGAGGUGGUACAGAUAGCGCAGAAGUUCACAGAGCUCCACGAGAAUCUGGUGGCCCCUAGGGUUCUCGAACUGGCAGGCGAGGUUCUUGAUACAGGGGACCCAAUCAUAAGGCCCCUCUGGUGGAUCGCCAAUGACGACGAGGCAGCCUAUAAGAUUGACUCUCAGUUCCUGAUAGGGGAUGACCUGAUGGUGGCUCCGGUGUUACAGCCAGGAAAGCAGGAGAGGGACAUCUACCUGCCUGCAGGACGAUGGAAAAGCUACAAGGGGGAACAUUUUGAUAAAGGCCCCAUGUACCUCACUGACUACCCUGUGGACCUGGACGAGAUAGCCUACUUUACAUGGGUUCAUUGAAAACACUGAAGAAUUAAAGACAAAAACUCUCUCUCACACACACACACACACACACACACACACACACACACACACACACACACACACACACACACACACACACACACACACACACACACACACACACAUACUAUUUGCACACGCACAUUCUUGUGAGCACACCAAGAAAUAGCAGAUGUUUGUUUUUUUUAAAGGGAAAUGACCACUAGGGAACUGCUGCCACAGCAGAAUGUGAUUGUGUUAAUGAUUAACCUCGUGUUUCCUCUGACCUGCUCUUUAUCUGGACAUCUGCCUACAGAUUAUAACCGUCCAUCCAGAAAAUGAGAAUGAAACUUAUGUUCACUUCUGAUUGUAUUGUUCCAUCCUUAAGCUGAUCCUCAUCCUCAUGUGCCUUCCACAGUCAAUAAGUAAAACCGAUCUCAGAUUGUCUCAUCACUGCGGUCUUCCACCUAAUGGGCAUCUAGAUUUCUAGUCCCACAGCUCAAAUGGUUUCGGUUUUUGGGUGAGAAUUAUCCUUAUUUCCUUCAGUGUGAAUUUUAUUCAAGGUUAUAAACUGAAUAACUGCAUGAUAAAGUAACAGAUAUGUGUCUUUAUCGUGGUUUGACAGGGUUCAGCGCUGGCAAUAAAUGAGCACUUUGAGUUGGACAGAUGCACUCCUACUCAGUGGACAUGCCUCACCUUAUGUCAACAUGAUAACUGCUGUAUUGUGGAAAAUCAUAAUGUUCCCAACUACCUAUGUUUAAGCUAACAUGCAUUCAUUUGCAUAGCACUGAACAUGUAACUCAUUAUUCAUUUUUCAUUUGCUCUGUAUAUUUAUGAACUAGUUCCUUUAGAUUUGUAGAUAGUAUUUGAUUGUAUAUACAGCAUAUUCAAGUGAAUUCACUCUGGGUUUAAAUCUUGAGUACUUGAUGUGAUCAACGGACAAAUAUUUUUAUGUCAAUGUUCAUCGACCUGUAGUGCCAUUCUGUCAUUUCAGUGCCAAAAUCUAUCUGUGGCUUUAUGCUAUUUGUCAUCUGCACAAGUUAAAUUCACAGCUCAGGGUAGAUUUAAAAGAAAACAUUUGUUUUGUGAUAAUUAAUUUUGUUGAUCCACAGUAAGAAAUAGAUUUAUUAUGAUCAAUUAUACUACUUGUUUGCCUUGUAAAACAGUUCUCAAAGAUGCCAUAUUUAAGUGCUGUCCAUGUCUGCCUUGUGACUUUAAUUGCCUUAUCAGCUGAACUAAGCUAUGCCAACUUUAGCACAGAGAACCAGAAUAGUGAUAAAACACUCCACACAGUGAUAUGCUUGAUGCUUUGCACCUUCACAUUUUGAAACACUGGCAUUGCAAAGUACAUUUUAUUCUGACAUGAGACAUCUGCCAUCUAAAUAUAUACGUCUGUCUGUCCUUACACAGUGAUUGCUGGCAUGAGAGUAAAGCGCUGGUUAACUCAUCUAAAAGCCUUGCUUGAAAAUAAUUCUACUAUAUAAGAUAGAGUCAGCACUGUUUAUGAAAUGUUUAAGUUACUACAUAUAGAUAUUGUAUAGGAUUAGAGCAUAUUUUGAAUUAUUCUGAUGGUUUUUGUUUGUUGAAGAAUGAAAUGAUCUUGCUGUAAACUGUCAGUCUUGAUACUACCACCAGGAGGUGCAAAAGUUAGAAAUGAUGAAAUCUUACACAAGGUGUCUUUGAAUUAAACAGCAACAUUUCUGAAUAAACAAAUGCAUAGUUUGUUACUUGUAUUUAGACAUGAACAACUGUGAGAAAAUACCACAGUAUAUCCAUAAUUAUUAUGUUUUAUAAUUUGUACGUAGAUCUCAAAAUGCAAACUGUCAGUUUAAGUGAUUUUGUCAAAGCACUGAAUAAAUGAAUUGGCCAAUA
Messenger RNA from Dicentrarchus labrax (European seabass), 4118 nucleotides. RefSeq names its product myogenesis-regulating glycosidase. The transcript is spliced from 6 exons. NCBI's taxonomy places the organism in Eukaryota, Metazoa, Chordata, Actinopteri, Moronidae. Gene Ontology annotation, molecular function: hydrolase activity, hydrolyzing O-glycosyl compounds. Gene Ontology annotation, biological process: carbohydrate metabolic process; skeletal muscle fiber development. The record is from RefSeq and is a predicted model, not a curated record. Bases 192 to 2264 code for a protein of 690 amino acids.